GGCGUUCUGCUGAGAUAUUAUCUUGUUGUUUUGGAGUGUGUUUUCCUGUUUCUUUUCACAAGUUCAGCAUGUAAAUCUGUAUAAAUAUGAGCAGUAUAUACAUCCAUUCUACAGAAACUGCUUCAGCUGUCUGUUUUGGAUAGUAUCAGUUCGUCAGGAUGCGUCUGUUCCUCGUCCUCCUGCUCGUGGCCCUGGUGGUGCUCCCGGAGUCGGACGCCUGGAGAAGGUGGAGGAUCCGGAUCCGGGGUCGUCGAAUUCUUCGAGCCGCUGGACGGCUUUACGGUUUUUACAAUCGAUACCGACACUUCAUCAAGCCAAUUUUCGGCAAGCGGAAUGUUGACGACAUUGACAAGAACAAGGAUGGCAACAUUGACCAAUCAGAAGCUGAGCAACUGAUGGAAAGACAGGCAGCCGAGGAUCUACUUUCACUUGCUGAUGAAAAUGGUGAUUCGAACGUGAGUGUGGAAGAGUUCUCGAGAAGCAUCCAUGACUUCAUGACCAUUGAUGCAGAUCCGGCUUUGCAGAAGGAGCUCCGCGAGGCCCACGAGGAUGCAUUUGAAGAUGACGCUGAGUAAUCCUCCCGAUCAACACGUUGAUGAAUUGAUUUCAAUAAAUCAUUCUAGCAAACGUAUAA
Molecule: messenger RNA, 634 nt
Organism: Haliotis rufescens (red abalone)
Lineage: Eukaryota; Metazoa; Mollusca; Gastropoda; Lepetellida; Haliotidae
Exons: 5
Coding region: 159-575 (138 amino acids)
Molecular function (GO): calcium ion binding
Source: RefSeq, a predicted model, not a curated record